Molecule: messenger RNA, 2591 nt
Organism: Pangasianodon hypophthalmus (striped catfish)
Lineage: Eukaryota; Metazoa; Chordata; Actinopteri; Siluriformes; Pangasiidae
Gene: eif3ba
Product: eukaryotic translation initiation factor 3, subunit Ba
Exons: 19
Coding region: 105-2150 (681 amino acids)
Biological process (GO): translational initiation
Cellular component (GO): eukaryotic translation initiation factor 3 complex
Molecular function (GO): translation initiation factor binding; RNA binding; translation initiation factor activity
Source: RefSeq, a predicted model, not a curated record
GCACAUUCCUUUUCUUCUCGCUCGGUGGCUCGCGCCGGCUGAACCGCACAUGGUCCUGUAGCGGAGCGCGUUAAAAAUCAGCGGUAACACAUCAGAUCACCUCGAUGAGAGGCACGGAAGAAAUGGAGGCUGAAGUAGAGUUUGAAGAAGGCGAGGAGCCUUCAUUCAGCGACCCCGAGGACUUUGAGGAUGACAUCAGUGAUCAGGAGCUGCUGGGAGACAUCCUGAGAGAGCAACCUCAGGAGGCUGAUGGCAUCGACUCCGUCAUCGUUGUCGACAAUGUUCCUCAAGUAGGACCUGAUCGUCUGGAGAAACUAAAGAACGUCAUCCACAAGAUCUUCUCCAAGUUCGGCAAAAUCACCAACGAGUUCUACCCAGAAGCAGAUGGGAAGACUAAAGGGUACAUUUUUCUGGAGUACCCCGUCCCGAGUCACGCACAAGAAGCAGUCAAGAACGCUGACGGCUACAAGUUGGAUAAGCAGCACACCUUCCGCGUCAACCUGUUCACCGACUUCGACAAGUACAUGACGAUCAGUGACGAAUGGGAGGCACCUGAGAAGCAGCCCUUCAAAGAUUUUGGAAACCUGCGCCACUGGUUGGAGGACCCCGACUGCCGUGAUCAGUACAGCGUGAUCUACGAUUCUGGUGAGAAAACGGGCAUCUUUUCCAACGACGUCAAAGAACCCAUUGAGGUUGAGGAGAGAGCGCGCUGGACAGAAACGUACGUGCGCUGGUCUCCUAAAGGCACCUACCUGGCCACGUUCCAUCAGAGAGGCAUUGCGCUGUGGGGUGGUGAGAAGUUCAAACAGAUUCAGAGGUUCAGCCAUCAGGGAGUGCAGCUUAUCGACUUCUCCCCUUGCGAGAGGUAUGUGGUUACAUUUAGUCCUCUGAUGGACACGAAAGACGACCCACAGGCCAUCAUAAUCUGGGAUGUUCUGACUGGCCAGAAGAAGAGAGGUUUCCACUGCGAGAGUUCUGCCCACUGGCCAAUCUUCAAGUGGAGUCCGGAUGGGAAGUUCUUUGCUAGAAUGACUCAGGACACCCUCAGCAUCUACGAGACACCGUCGAUGGGUCUUUUGGAUAAGAAGAGCUUGAAGAUAAAUGGAAUUAAAGAUUUCUCCUGGUCCCCUGGUGAUAACAUCAUUGCGUUCUGGGUUCCUGAGGACAAAGAUAUCCCAGCGAGGGUGACCCUCAUGCAGCUUCCAUCCAGGAACGAGAUCCGAGUGCGCAACCUGUUUAACGUGGUGGACUGCAAACUUCACUGGCAGAAGAACGGCGAUUAUCUUUGCGUAAAGGUGGACAGGACUCCUAAGGGAACACAGGGAAUUGUCACAAAUUUUGAGAUCUUCAGGAUGAGGGAGAAGCAGGUUCCUGUGGAUGUUGUGGAGAUGAAAGAGGGCAUCAUUGCCUUUGCCUGGGAACCCAAUGGGAGCAGGUUCGCAGUGCUGCAUGGCGAAUCCCCCAGGAUCAACGCGUCCUUUUACCACGUGAAGAGCAAUGGCAAAAUCGACUUGAUCAAAAUGUUUGACAAACAGCAGGCCAACAGCAUCUUCUGGAGCCCUCAGGGCCAGUUCUUGGUCUUGGCUGGAUUGAGGAGCAUGAACGGCGCUCUGGCGUUUGUAGACACCUCCGACUGCACCAUGAUGAACAUUGCUGAGCAUUACAUGGCCUCUGAUGUGGAAUGGGACCCAACUGGCAGAUUUGUUGUCACCUCUGUUUCUUGGUGGAGCCACAAGGUAGACAAUGCGUACUGGCUGUGGACGUUUCAAGGGCGACUGCUGCAGAAAAACAACAAAGACCGCUUCUGCCAGUUGCUGUGGCGGCCUCGUCCUCCCUCUCUCCUCUCCCAGGAGCAGAUAAAGGCCAUCAAGAAAGACCUGAAGAAAUACUCCAAGAUUUUCGAGCAGAAAGAUCGUCUCAGCCAGUCCAAGGCUUCGAAGGAACUGGUGGACAAGAGACGCGCAAUGAUGGAGGAGUAUCGCAAGUACCGUGAAGCCGCCAUGAAAAUGUAUCAGGAGCAGAGACCUCUCCGCCUUGAGCUCAGAGGAGGUGUGGACACUGAUGAACUGGACAGUAAUGUCGAUGACUGGGAAGAGGAGACCAUUGAGUUUUUCAUCAAUGAAGAAAUCAUUCCAAUCGGAGAUCUGUAGUCCCUAUAACAGAACCGCUUUAAUUCUUGAGGUCCGGGCAUCUCUCUCCAACAAAUUCCUUGUUAACAUCCAGCCAAGUGCCUUUUAAUACUGGUUGCUGUGGAAGGAGAAUUUUGUACCACUGUUGGCGGCUGCUGCUGCAUUUUGUCCCCAUAUCCAGCUCUAGGAGCGUCCAUCGUUCUCCCUGAGCAGCACUUGGCGGCUUUACCCUCUGGUUCUUGCCUUUUGAGUUGAACGUUUACUUCGUCAGAAGGCCCUUACCAUGACUCAGCAUGCCAUGAAAGGUUUUUACAUCUCCAUGUGGAAGAAAGACAUUCUGUUUCCAGAGAUUUUCUGUAGUGUUAACACAUAUUCCAGCGUGCGCUACAGUGGGCUGUAUCCUCCUCCAUUCAGAUUACCUGAUAUUAAAUGCACAAGGUAAUAAAGUAUAAUAAAACUUAA